AUGGCAAAAUAUUGUAAUGAAAUUGGUAAAUUUUGGCAGCUGCAUGCUGAUGCUAUUCCAAUCAUUCUGAUCAAUAUAGCUGCUACAACUUGUGAACAAUCAUAUAUUUUUAGAGCCAAUCAAUUUAAAAAGCCGUUGAAUUUAUAUAACUGUGUUGUUGCAAAAAGUUCAUAUGGGAAAAGUCCAAUGUUAGGUUUGGUACAAUCGUCAAUUUUAGCUGUUCGAGAUUCUAGACCAAUGAAGUUUCGAGAAGUAGGAGAUAAAUUGAAUGGUUCGAACCAUAUUCGUGUUAUUUUUAACGAAGCAACGACGGCUGGUGUAUUAGAUUCAUUAAAAGGAUGUACAAGAAUGUUGAUGACAGAAGAAGGAGAUGUUAUUUUAAAACGAGCAAUGGAAGAACGUGAUGAUCAUUUGGCUAGUCGAUUCGGCAAAUCGGUUGAUGCAGUGCAUAGACUUGCUGGUCUAUGUCAAAUUAUUGAAUUCGCAUCGGAUAUGGUCAAAGCAUUUGUUCAAAGACAUGGCGGCUUUGAAGAUGAAUCAAUUUCAAAUGAAUUUUUAACUAAAUGUGAAUUGUUAUUUUUUGAGCUUCAUGGUUCAUCUAUUGAAAACAAUCGAAGCUUUUAUAUAUCAAGUGAUGUUGUUGAACGUGCAAUAGAUGUUAUUUCCGGCAACUUAGAGCAAUACAAGUUGUUGAUGUUUAUUCCUGAACAUGAAGGUAUUCAUUUUUUGUCAACUUUAAAUAAACCAGUUGACCCAUUGAUGACAAAUGACAUCGACAAAAAAGCUAAAAAGCGCCUGAAAUUUGGCAAAAAAUCAUUCGAAAUGGAACAAGCAAUAUUACUGUUUGAUUCAGUCUUAUUCACUUUACGGACUCUCUAUGAAUGUCGGCUAUUGAAAAAUGGCGCAGCUGUAUUACGAGAUAUGUGUGAGGAUCUCGUCAACAAGGAACUUUUGAUUAAAGAAGAUCGUGCAACAGAGCCUGGUACAAAACCAGUUACAAUUUAUAUUAAAGCAUUGCCAGACCAAACAUUGGAUAUCGAAUGUCAAAAAUUUAUCGACAAUUUGGCUUCUUUAGGUGUUGAAGAACGAAAUAUGGCACCGAUUAUUUUGAAUACAAAUGCUAAUGAUACAAAUGCUAAUGAUACAAGUGCUAAUGAUACAAAUGCUAAUGAUACAAAUGCUAAUGAUACAAGUGCUAAUGAUACAAAUGCUAAUGAUACAAGUGCUAAUGAUACAAGUAGUAAUGAUACAAGUGCUAAUGGGAAUUUCUCAUGUAAUCGUGAUCAUGAUAUGCCUUUGAACAAUUACACGUUGAAUAAUGAUGUAAAUGAAAAUUUCUUACAAAGUGAAGAUUCAACAGUGUCAGCGGUUGAGAAUAAUGAUAAUCAUGUUGAAGUUGAUGAACAAAUGUUAAUUACAUCAGAUUUCGGAGUUUUACCAGUGGCUUCGGCAGAAAAAACGGAAGAGAAAAUUCAAACUGAUGAGUGUGAUAAUCGUUAUGAAGUAGAACAAAAUCGAUCAUCGGACAUUGAACAUCCAGGUACAGGAAAAAGAUGGCCUCCAUUGAAGCUUAAACGCUUGAAAUCAUGGAACAACGACAAUGGAAAUUCGGGAAAUGCAGUAAAAAAACCGAAAAAGAAUGCUAAUAUAAAUAGUAUCGGUGAUGAUCACAAUGAAUCCAGCUACACGACUCCAAUUGCCGGGCGUCUAUGUCGAACACGAUUGCCAAGAGCAAUGUUCUAA
Molecule: messenger RNA, 1743 nt
Organism: Rotaria sp. Silwood1
Lineage: Eukaryota; Metazoa; Rotifera; Eurotatoria; Philodinida; Philodinidae
Source: the annotation of a GenBank genome assembly